CAAAAACGUCAAAAUCGUUUUAUUGGUUAAAUAAAUUGUAAACAAAAAUGUAUAUUUUGUUUAGAGUUUAGGUACAUGUUAUAAUCAAUAAAAAGAGAAAUGAAUAAAAAGAUAACUUUUGGAAAAAUUAGUGCUAAUUUUAGCCAAAACUCCGAAAAAAUUGAAGCCACCGGUUCAUUCGGAACAUUUGGCCCCCCUAAAGCUAUUCAAGCCCUAGAGGAGGAUACAGAAUCACAACAAUUAAAAAAUGUUAUGGGUAUAUCAACCUUUGGCAAAAAGGCCAAGUCCUUCGAUAUUAAAGACAUGAUUGCACAGGUAAAGGCAACUGCUCGAGAAAUAACUAAAAAACCGGAAGAAGAUGUUGCAGUAGAAGAAAGUGAUAGCGACAGUGAUGAUGAUUUUGUAGGGCCCCCAGUACCUGAAAAUUUUUUAGCUAGUAAUCAAGAGAAAAGUAAGGAGGAAGAAAGUAAACACAGUGAUAGUAGUGAUGAAGAAGAUACUGUAAAAGAUGAUGAUUUAUUUAUUCCUUGUUCCCAUGAGACACAAAUGACUCAUGGAACUAAAGCUGUUACUGCUCUUUGUGUCGAUCCAAGUGGUGCUCGACUUGCAUCAGGAUCUAUAGAUUAUGAUGUCAGUUUCUGGGAUUUUGCUGGUAUGGAUUCCAGUAUGAGAAGCUUCAGGACAUUACAACCAGCUGAUAAUCAUCCCAUUCGAGGUUUACACUAUUCUAGCACAGGUGAUCUAUUAUUAGUCAUAUCUGGCGCAAGUCAAGCUAAAGUGAUAGACCGAGACGGCUUUGAAAAACUAGAAACUGUUAAGGGUGAUAUGUACAUAACGGACCAGGCAAAAACCAAAGGGCACACAGCAGGAUUGUUGGCAGGACUUUGGAACCCCAUAAUUAAGGAAGAAUUCUUAACAACCAGUGCUGAUGGGACAGUAAGAACUUGGGACUUCUAUGAAGGUGGUAAACAGCAUAAACAAAUUAUAAAAUGCAGAGCGCAGAACGGGCUCAAAGUCUCUCCCACUGCAGUGAACUACAACCGAGAAGGAAAAGUAAUAGCCUGCGGAUGCGCAGAUGGUUCUUUACAACUAUGGGACUUCCGAAAAAGUUCUGUAGCUCCAGCCAAACAAAUCAGGAAAGCGCAUUUGCCCGUUGAAAUUACUAGUAUCUGUUUUUCACACAUUGGAGAUCAUUUGCUGACAAGGAGCUGUGACGAGAGUAUGAAGUUGUGGGACGUGAGGAAUUUUAAAGAGAGUGUACAUGAAAUUAAGAAUUUGUACACUAGGUAUGAUACGACUGAUGCUAUUUUUAGCCCCAAUGAUGCUGUGGUUGCGACUGGACUUUCUUUGGACAAAGGUCAGAAAAACGGCGUCGUUCUUUUCUACGAUACAAAAACGUUCAACCUCAUUAGAAGAAUACCAAUUACAGAUUCGCAUACAAUAAAACUCUCCUGGCAUCCGAAGCUCAAUCAAAUUUUCGUUGGAACGGGCAACGGACUUAUAAAAUGUUACUACGACGAAAGAAAGAGCUUGAGAGGGGCCACUUUAUGUGUCAUAAAACACCAUCGCAAAGCUCAACACUCGGAAGUUGUUAGUUCUCAACAAAUCAUCACGCCUCACGCUUUGCCCUUGUUUAGGCAAGAAAGGAGAAAGACGAGUCGAAAACAAAUGGAGAAAGAUAGACUAGAUCCAGUGAAAUCCAAGAGACCCGAUCUACCUAUCACAUCUGGUCAAGGUGGCAGAGUGGCUUCUAGUGGAGGCACACUCAGCAGCUAUGUCAUACGGAACUUGGGAUUGAGCAAAAGGGUAGAAGAUGAUCAAGAUCCCAGAGAAGCAAUUUUGAAGUAUGCUAAAGACGCCGAAGAAAAUCCGUACUGGAUUACUCCUGCGUACAAAAACACACAGCCCAAACAGACAUAUACUGAUGAUGGAGAUGAAGAGCCCGAAAAGAAGAAGUCAAAGAAUGACUAAAUUAAAUCUUCAAGUUGUAAAUAUAUGUUAACUUUUGUAAAUUUUAA
Molecule: messenger RNA, 2018 nt
Organism: Diabrotica virgifera virgifera (western corn rootworm)
Lineage: Eukaryota; Metazoa; Arthropoda; Insecta; Coleoptera; Chrysomelidae
Product: gastrulation defective protein 1 homolog
Exons: 6
Coding region: 100-1971 (623 amino acids)
Biological process (GO): regulation of DNA double-strand break processing
Cellular component (GO): site of double-strand break; nucleus
Molecular function (GO): protein binding
Source: RefSeq, a predicted model, not a curated record